UAUCAUCAAAUUUCACUUUAAUUAUAAUGAAUAAUUGUAUAAUUCCUUUAGAUUUGACUAAAAUUUCAAAUAGCUUUUGAUUGAUUUGUUUCUCUUGUCGUUUUUUCUUGGUUGACCUUUGAGCCAUGUUUAAGAAAAGGGGAAUAAUUUACUUGUUAAUCUUUAAUUUGUUGUUUAGGUGCUUAGUUUUUGGUAAAAAGGUUUGUUUCUUUGGCUUAUAUGACUACAACAUAGUCUGGGUUUGUUCUAAAUAUGUUUGGAUUUUUUAUUUUUACUAAUUUUUCAUGCUUAAUUUAUAUGAAAAAGUGUUUAUGUAUGCGACUUUUGAUCUCAUAAGUUGAAUAUGAUUAUUAUUAAGGGAUUCAAAGAGUUUUUUUUACUAAUUUUUAAUUCUUAAUUUAUAAUAAAAAAAGUGAGAGAAAUUCGAAAAAAUAGCUCAGAUAAAAAAAUUUUGGGAUUGAAGCAUUGUGAUUGUCGCAUUAUUUUUGUACCGGUAAUUUAUUUUUAUAUAUGACUUUUGAUCUCAUAAGCUGAAUGUGAUUAUUAUCUAGGGAAUCAAAGAGUGCACUUUUGAGGCCUUGAAAAAAGGCAGAUUUUUAAGGCAAUUGUUACUGAUUAUUUUAAGUUCCAAAAAAUGCCAAAGGAUAGAAGAGUUGGUUCCUUAACUUUUGAUCGCUCUAGGGUAUCUCCUUACCCAUGUAGUUCCAGGGAUGCCAAGCAAUGUCAACAUGAGAAUCCAUUGGGAUUGGGAUUUGCAUCACCCGAUUAUGUUAAAGAGUUGGAGGAUGUAAGGUGCCCCAUCUGCAUGGAACACCCGCACAAUGCAGUUCUUUUGCGGUGUUCUUCCUUUGAGAAGGGUUGUCGCCCUUUCAUGUGCAAUACAAGUUACCGCCAUUCUAAUUGUCUUGACCAGUUUUGUAAGUCAUUAGUGUCAUCUCCUUCUACGGCUGCGCUACAGGAAAUUCCUUUGGGAAAUGUGACUUCUAGUAGAUGGAGGGAUCCAUUGCCCUUUUAUGAUCAGACUGAGGCUGGUAGUGAUCUACAGCCGAAGCUUCUUUGUCCUCUCUGUCGAGGAGAGAUUUAUGGCUGGAGUGUGGUAGAACCAGCUCGUGAGUUUAUGAAUUCCAAAUCCAGGAGUUGUUCUUCUGCAACAUGUGAUUUCAGUGGGACUUACAGUGAACUCAGGAAACAUGCUAGAUCUGAUCAUCCUUUGGUUCGACCAACAGAAGUGGACUUGGAACGACAGCGUGAUUGGACUAGUUUGGAGCGUGAAAGGGAUUAUGAGGACAUGCUUAGCUCAAUCCAACCAGUUGCUAGGGAUGAAAGUAAUGGAGAAAGCAUUUCAAGUCUCUUUCAUACUUUGUUGAGUUUACAUCUUGCGUACUUGAGACUUGCACUUGAGGUCAUUAGUGAUUCAAUAAACAUGGAACAAGUUCAAUUUAGGAGGAGAUCAGGAAGUAGGAGAUGGUUUAGGUAUGAUCUAGAGUAUGAUCAUGGUGCUAGAGAGCGCAUUAGUUCUGUAUCAGAUAGAGCUUUCCUCGGUCACCACAACAAUCCUUCACCAGUAGAGAGAUUUCGAGGUAGAAACCACAGCUCACAGGGCAUGCUUCAGUGGAGGCAUCGCAGUUCACCAUCAGAGAGAUUUUUACGAGGAAGGCGCCGGAGUUUGCAAGCUAACAGAACGCAUCGUGGCCGAUUGCGAUGGCGAGCACAAAGAUGGUCUACAUUUGAUAACGGGCAGUGAUUGUAGGACAUUUAUGUGUCUCCCAGAUGGAAACAAAAGCAGGAGGCGAGGGUAGUUUAGGUCUAUUAGGUUAGGUUCGGAAGUAAAAAGUGAGAAGUCAUUGUUAUCCCCUUUUUAAAUCACAGAAUUAAUGCUUAAUGUUUAAUGUUUAAGAACAUCAAUUUCUUCUUUGGAAAUGUUAUUUAUUUUCAAGAAUUAUAUCUUUUUUGCUUGUGAUUUAUAUGUUCAAUGUGUUCAUUGUGAAUGCUUAAUGUGAUUGGAAAGAAUCAUAGCAAUCAGGGGUUAACCAACACCUGAUCAAAAGUGGCAUUGUUGUUGAUCAAUCAACCCUUGUUUCUUGCCGAAAAUGUGAAAUGUAACUUUUUGAGCUAAUUUACACCCUUAUCACGGAAAUUUAACUUUUUGUCACUCUUCUCCCUUAACUUUUAAUGAUGCAAAUUUAAUCCUCGAAGUUUUAAAAUUUAUCAAUUAAAACAUUUUGUUUGUUAA
This is a messenger RNA of Durio zibethinus, 2233 nucleotides long. RefSeq lists its product as uncharacterized. NCBI's taxonomy places the organism in Eukaryota, Viridiplantae, Streptophyta, Magnoliopsida, Malvales, Malvaceae. The record is from RefSeq and is a predicted model, not a curated record.